UAUAUUCUCGAUUAAAAAGCCUUUUUUUGUUUUUUUAGAAUGUCCGGCGAAAAUUCAAAAUGGCGACUGUUGACGAGCCUCUUACCUUAGAAAAGGAUGUUAUCCGAGCUAUUGAACUGUUAGAUGUUCUACAGAGAAGUGGGGAAUUCCCUGCUGCAAAACUCCAAGCUCUUCAGAAGAUUCUACAGAGUGAUUUUUUGACAGCCGUACGAGAAGUUUAUGAGAAUGUUUACGAGACUGUUGAUAUAACUGGUAGUCCUGAAAUUAGAGCUAAUGCUACUGCUAAGGCUACUGUAGCAGCGUUUGCUGCAAGCGAAGGCCAUGCCCACCCACGUGUUGUUGAGCUGCCUAAAACAGAAGAAGGUCUGGGUUUUAACGUAAUGGGAGGAAAGGAACAGAACUCUCCCAUCUAUAUUUCACGCAUUAUACCAGAUGGCGUCGCUGAUAGAGCCAAGACUUUGAAAAGGGGAGAUCAACUUCUGUCCGUGAAUGGCGUGAGUGUGGAAGGGGAGAAUCAUGAGAAAGCUGUAGAAUUAUUAAAACAAGCUCACGGUAUGGUGAGACUGGUUGUAAGAUACACACCGAAAGUACUGGAGGAGAUGGAGUCACGCUUCGAUAAACAGCGAGCAGCUAGGCGACGACAGACCCCUUAGACCAUUACAGAUACAUUCCAUUAUAUUGACAUCAACAAGCAAUUAUAACUCCCCUCAAAUCAUUACAUACAAGAACAAGGCUCUCAUGUCAGUCAUAGUUAAUUGACCGACUGUUGAACUUACCUGUCAAUCGUAGUAACUAGUACCAGUCAGUCAUUUUACAUACCAUAAAAUAAGUUGCAAAGACAAUAACACUGUAACCCAGGUAUCAUUUAAUAUUGUGUAUCUAGCACUAAUUUCUUUCACAUUUGUUUAAUAACAAAUCUUUGUUUAAAAAUUGUUUAAAAUCAACAAAAAUCAUCCAAUUUCUACUUGUGUCCAGUUUAAAGCUGACUGUUCAUUUUUGAAAAGGAGUGUCCAAUUUACAAGCGUUUAAUUUCUUGAUCACUGUUGAAUGAUACCCGGGUUACAGUGUAAGUACAGUUAAAUAUAUCGUUCAAAAACAAUAAUUACAGUUAAAUUUAUCGUUAAAACUAUAUUUAAAAAAAAAUUGAUAUUAGCUCAGUUGUAAAAACACUUAAAAAUCUGAAGUAAACCAAAUAUAUAAAAUUGACGGACUGGCAACAUUUGGAAGUGAAAAUCCUGAUGUCUUUUGAAAACCAUUUACAAUUUUCUGACUAUUUAUUUUAAAUAUUUUAAAUAUUAUUUAUUUAUAAAAGGACAAAAAAACAAAACUGUUUUAAAAUCAUUGAUAUUGAUAACAUCAAAGAAAACUAGUUUUAGACAAGGAAUUCUAGUAGUUUAAGUUUUGGUACUUGCAGUAUUCUUGUGUAAAGCUAGUUCCUUAUUGCUCAGAAUGUCACUUAUCUGCCUAUUGCAGGUCUUUCUUUAGGCCUGAAAUGUUAUCUAAAUUAUUAAUUAGACAUUAAUAAUUAAGAGCCUGCGAUAUUUACUGGAUUAGAACCCGGUCUGCUAUUUCUGAUUAAAUCAAUAAAUGGAUAAUCGAGACUAUGUUUUUUUUAACAUACCGACUUUAGUAAUGAUGAUCGAGGCUAGGCCCAAAAUUCAAUCGCGAAAUACUCGGUUCAGGGUGGAUCAAUUUGACUGAAAUUUUCAGCAAAUUCCCUUUACACUAUCUAGGUUUUAACUAUUAUAGUGAGAACUGCCAGCUCUUUAUAUAUAAUUAUCUAAUCUCCCAUAAUGUAUCUUUAAGCUUUGGUACUUGCAAUAUUCUUGAGUAAUGCUAGUACUUCAUUGCUCAAAACGUCACUUAUUGUAAAAAAAAACAAACAAUUGUUAUAGUCAACAAAUUAAAGAAAAUUAGAGUUUUCAAAUGUAAUUGGAUAACAUUAGUGGUUUGUAGGAUUGAUUAAGUUUGUAGAUGACGGUAAUAUAGUAUUUUUUUAACUCCAUGUAAAUACAGCCCAGGUUAAGAGUCCCGACCCAAAUCAAACCUUGUUCUUAAUAAUAACAAUAUUGUAUAAUCCUGGUAGAAAAAAUUUGAAAUCAAUUUUACAUUUUAUGUUUUCAUUUGUUGUUGGAUAUAGAGUAGAUAUUAGUAGAGAUUGUUUGAUGGAACUACAUUUAUAAAGAAAUGAAAAACCCAUGGGAAGAACAAUCUAAGUCACAUUUUUGUGAUGGAUAAGAAUGUUUGACGUGAACAGAAAAAUGAGUAGGUUUAAUAGAACCAUAAUUACCAGUAGAACUGACUUCAACUUUUCAGUUCAAUAAGGCCAUUUCAAAAGGGCCCUGGAUAGAUAUGACCUGAAAUGGAUUGUUCUACAGAAAGCUUACCCUAUACAAUUUGCUACCAGAUGGUGCCAUUAACUGGGGUGGGUUCAUGAAAAAUGUGACGUAGAUCGUUCUUCCUCUGGGGUCUUCAAAUACAUAUUAUUAAUAACCAUGGGGAUAUCUGAUUGAAGGUUACAGAAUUGAAUCUCUCAAUCCCUCCAAUAGAGUUUAAAUGGGAAUUUCUGGCAAAUGAUUGCUUGAUUUCACCAAAUCAUUUUCGUGACUAACAAAUUGGGAUAGGGAUCCAUCAAAUUUGAACUAUUUUAAUCGUUUUGGUUGAACUAACAUGGUAAUUGUACUGGCAGAAAAUCCCUAAAAAUUUGAUGGUUAUAUGUACGAUGUUCCGAGGUUGUAUCAUUUCUGUGUAUUUUAGAUUAUUUAGUUACUAUAAUAUUAUAUAAAUAUAUAUCUUUGUUUAUUUACCUAUUAUUAAUAUUAAAGGGAAAACUUUAAAAAGUUGUGAUUUAUGAACCAGGAACUGGUCCCACAUUCUACACACAGAGAACUAUAUACUUUGAGUAUAGACCUCUGCCCUGAAUGGCCACCAUAUCUAAAGAUUAGUUUACUAUUUUGUUAUGAUUAUAGUAUUCCACGUGAUUGUGAUCAAAAACUAAUGGUUUAUCUAGCAUAGAUACGAUUAGAAUUUUAAGAUAUUUUUUUCCCCCCCCCCGCCAGUUUUCAAAAAGGAUCACCAGUACCCCAAAUAGUUAUCGUCAAAAUCAAAUUUUAAUCUCCAUUUACAUUUUUUUUUAUCGAAAAUACGACUUUAGGUCUGACAGUGUGUUUCCUGGUAAUGCGGUUUCACAUCAAUCAUACACACAAAGACCGAAUAAAGCCUUUUCUAUUUUGAUAAAUGUAAGCGAAAUAAAUACUUCUCACAUUUCGCGAAGUAUACUUACAGUUAUGACUAAAAUCAUCAAUUUUAGGAAUUAAAAUGUUAGUGUCUGUUCUCAAGCAAGGCAAUCCUAGAGAGACAGUGCAAGUUUAGUAUGCUGCUUCCAUGCCCUUGGUAAUCAUCCUCUUGAGGCAGCGCUCUUGAGUAUAGGAUGGACUUGAAACUUGGCAUGCGUGUUCUUUGAACAAUUGCUCAUUGAUCCACUGAGUUCAAUUUUUGAUGUGACAUCAUAAUUCCAAGUGGGCUGGUUCCUGGUUAUUGUUAGGAUGUACUAGUUUUUUUUAUGUAUGUAAGCUUAUAAAUUUUAUCUACUGUAUACAACCAAUAAAUUUGUGAUUAUGCAAAUAGA
Molecule: messenger RNA, 3628 nt
Organism: Patella vulgata (common limpet)
Lineage: Eukaryota; Metazoa; Mollusca; Gastropoda; Patellidae
Product: protein lin-7 homolog C
Exons: 6
Coding region: 60-653 (197 amino acids)
Biological process (GO): protein localization to basolateral plasma membrane; maintenance of epithelial cell apical/basal polarity; neurotransmitter secretion
Cellular component (GO): cell-cell junction; synapse; basolateral plasma membrane
Molecular function (GO): protein binding
Source: RefSeq, a predicted model, not a curated record